AGAGAGAAAAAAGGUCGUGCGCUUAAUUUAAUAGUUAAUACAACAGCUAGGCGCUGCGCGUUUGUUUACGGCUGUCUGUUCUCCAUAUCGUGCGUGCGACUCUGCGUGAGCAGCAUCAGCAUUUGUGUGCAUUAUCUCUGCAACAGCGCUCUGUUUCUGCAUUAUCUGCAGACCGUUUGAGUGAAACCGAAAGUAGAAUAUUGAGAUAUACCAAGAAUUAAGAGGCUAGAAGCUAGAAGCCAGAAGCCACUUGCUGACUGAUCAUCAUUCGGCCACCAGCCAGCCCCACAGUAAGAGCUGUAGGAGAAGCAUCCGGAACAGGAGCAGCAGCCGCAGCAGCAGCAGCAGCAGCAGGUGGAGGUGCUUUUUGGGCAGCAGCAGCAGUAGUUCUUGUGGCGGAGGUGGAGCGGCGGUGCGCGCCUCUGUGACCCGUGACCCGAGUCCAACAUGUCUUCGCCAGCGGCUCAGAGCAACAGCAGCCAGUCGCAGUCGCCAGCGUCGGCCCAGCAGCAACAGAAUCAAAAGGCGAACAACGCAAACAACACACAUGACAACAAGAAUGCCUCGGCGACGACGGGGACGGCGGCAGCAGCAGCCGCAGCAGCAGCAGCCGCAGCCGCAGCCACAGCAGCCUCCACAACAUCGCCAGCAUCGACAGGUGGCGGCGGAACACCACAGAGCCCCACAAAACGGAGCACAAUAUCGACCAAGGAGCGGGUGAUCGAUAGCGUACCGUUUCCGCCAAGCCGCAAACUCACCUGCGCGGACGUGUUCGACCCGCGGACCGGGAAGCCACAGCACGAUGUACUUAAGCAGCAUUUCAUACUGGAGGGGCGCAUCGAGGAGAGCGCCGCGCUGCGCAUCAUCCAGGAUGGGGCCACGCUGCUGCGCCAGGAGAAGACCAUGAUCGACAUCGAGGCGCCGGUGACGGUCUGCGGGGAUAUUCAUGGACAGUUCUACGACCUGAUGAAGCUAUUCGAGAUCGGCGGCUCGCCGGCCACCACAAAGUAUCUCUUCCUGGGCGACUACGUGGACCGAGGCUACUUCAGCAUCGAGUGCGUGCUGUAUCUGUGGUCGCUGAAGAUCACCUAUCCGCAGACGCUGUUCCUGCUGCGCGGCAACCACGAGUGCCGGCACCUGACCGAGUACUUCACCUUCAAGCAGGAGUGCAAGAUCAAGUACUCGGAGCGCGUUUACGACGCGUGCAUGGACGCGUUCGACUGCCUGCCGCUGGCGGCGCUCAUGAACCAGCAGUUCCUGUGCGUGCACGGCGGCCUGUCGCCGGAGAUACACGAGCUGGAGGAUAUACGGCGGCUCGACCGCUUCAAGGAGCCACCCGCCUUUGGCCCCAUGUGCGACCUGCUGUGGUCCGAUCCGCUGGAGGACUUUGGCAACGAGAAGAACUCGGACUUCUACACGCACAACUCGGUGCGCGGCUGUUCGUACUUCUACAGCUAUGCCGCCUGCUGCGACUUCCUGCAGAACAACAAUCUGCUGUCGAUCAUCCGGGCGCACGAGGCGCAGGACGCCGGCUACCGCAUGUACCGCAAGAGCCAGACCACCGGUUUCCCCUCGCUGAUCACCAUCUUCUCGGCGCCCAACUAUCUCGAUGUGUACAACAACAAGGCGGCUGUGCUGAAGUACGAGAACAACGUGAUGAACAUCAGGCAGUUCAACUGCUCGCCGCACCCCUACUGGCUUCCCAACUUCAUGGACGUGUUCACCUGGUCGCUGCCCUUCGUGGGCGAGAAGGUCACCGAGAUGCUGGUGAACGUGCUGAACAUCUGCUCCGACGACGAGCUCAUGACCGAGGAGAGCGAGGAGCCGCUCUCUGACGACGAGGCGGCGGCGCGCAAGGAGGUCAUACGCAACAAGAUCCGUGCCAUUGGCAAGAUGGCGCGCGUCUUCUCCGUGCUGCGCGAGGAGUCCGAGAGUGUGCUCCAGCUGAAGGGCCUGACGCCGACGGGCGCCCUGCCCCUUGGCGCCCUCUCUGGUGGCAAGCAGUCGCUCAAGAAUGCCAUGCAGGGCUUCUCGCCCAACCACAAGAUUACCUCGUUCGCGGAGGCCAAGGGCCUCGAUGCCGUCAACGAGCGGAUGCCGCCGCGUCGCGAUGCCACACCCUCGCCGGCGGAAGAGGGCCAGAAGACACUGUCGGCGGCGGCAGCAGCAGCUGCCAAUGCAAAUGCGAAUUCAAUCACUGGAUAAUUCUAAGUCGGCAGAACGAUCGGUUGCGUUUGCGGAUCAGCCAUCAGAUCAGGAAGGAGGCUUGGAGGUUUGGAUCUUGGGAUUUUUGGGAUCUUGGGGAGCGGAAGUCAGUUAAUAGUCGAAAGUUAAGUAAACGGUUGGGAGGGAGAACGCGAAUAAAUAGGAAUAAAAUAGUCUCAAUCUCAAGAGAGCGGCUUAGCGCCGCACACACACACGCAGAUACAACCCACACAGCAUACAGAUAUAACGGUAAAUGGCAGAGUUGCACAAGAAACAAGUGGAGUGGAACACAGCGGCAGCUACAAACUGAAACAAAUACAAAAAUUGCAAGAGAAAAGAGGAAACAACAACAGAGCAGCAACAACGCAGAAAACAAUAAAACGAGAGACAAUUUUUUUUUGGGGUUUGGAAGAAGGGAAUGGAAGAGGAUGAUGAAACGUGAAAGGAGAAGAAAGGCCAGCCCGCCCCCACCCCUCCCAGGUGGAUGCUAAUUAUAGAGUGCAGUUGAAAAGGAAAUAUAGCAUUAUUAUACAAUAAAUAUAUUACAUGCAUACAGGCAGACAUGCAUACAUAUGCAUGUGUGUGCAUUUUGUGCAACAUUAUAUCAAAAGAGCAAAUGUAAAAGCUAAGCGAGGCUCGCUCUCUCUUUCACUCUCUUCGACAGCAGCAUUGCCUCUCUCCCCAAGAGAAUUAGUUAAAUUUAAAUUAUAUUUUCCACCUAAUUGUAAAUCGAAUUGAUGAACA
Molecule: messenger RNA, 2949 nt
Organism: Drosophila subobscura
Lineage: Eukaryota; Metazoa; Arthropoda; Insecta; Diptera; Drosophilidae
Product: serine/threonine-protein phosphatase 2B catalytic subunit 3
Exons: 2
Coding region: 448-2205 (585 amino acids)
Biological process (GO): calcineurin-mediated signaling
Cellular component (GO): cytoplasm; calcineurin complex
Molecular function (GO): calmodulin-dependent protein phosphatase activity; calmodulin binding
Source: RefSeq, a predicted model, not a curated record